GCACGCGCCCUCGUGAGAGCUGCGCACGCGCCCCGUUAACUCCUUGUUGUGCAGUGACCGUUGAACUUUUCCCUCUGCCUCCGCUGACAGUGUGCUGCCUGCUGUUUACCACAGUGUACCGGGAGCCUGUGGACAAUGUGCCGCUCCGGAGGAAGCUGAUACACCGAGGAUAAUUCUCUUUCAGACAUGACCAACGUCAAGCCCAAAGCAGAGAGGCAGAGCGAUGGAGCCGAGGGCCCAGACGGAGGCUGGGGCUGGGUGCUGGUGGGUGCCAUGUUCGUCAGCACGAGCCUGGUGUUCGGCCUGAUGCGUUCCUUGGGGAUCUUCUUCGUAGAGUUCGUGCAGUACUUUGAGGAGAGCGCCCAGGCCAUCUCUUGGAUCUCGUCCACGGGCCUGGCAGCACAGCAGUUCUUCAGUCCGCUGGGUGCAGCACUAUGUAAUGCAUAUGAUGCCCGGGUGGUGGUGAUGACGGGGGGCUGUCUCGCUGCACUCGGCCUCAUCCUCGCCUCGCAGGCCACCUGUCUUGUUCACCUCUACCUCACCAUGGGUGUCAUCUCAGGUUUGGGCUGGGGGCUGAUCUUCACUCCCAUGGUGGCUACAGUCAUGGCUAACUUCACCCGCUGGCGUGCCCUGGCGUUAGGACUGGGCUUCUCCAGCAUCGGCCUCUCCUCCUUCGCAUUCAACCCGCUGUUCCAGUGGCUGGUGGAGAUGUACGCAUGGCGAGGGGCUCUCCUGAUUCUGGGGGGCCUUAGCCUCAACAUCGUGCCCUGCGGGGCUCUGAUACGCCCAAAGCAACGCUCUAAAGCCCCGGCAAAGGUGGACUCAAAGAGCAGGACAUCAUGCACUGCGAUGCUGCACCGAGUCUCCUCCUACCUGGAGCUGUCUCUACUCUUUGAGAGGCCGUACAUCACCUACACAUUCGCCGUUACGCUUCUUAACGUCGGCUACUUUGUGCCGUAUUUCCACCUGGUGGCCCACAGCCGCCAAGCUGGCUUCUCAGAGUACCAAGCUGCUUUUGUCAUGUCAGCCGCCGGUGCUACAGACAUUCUGGGGCGAGUGGUGUCGGGCUGGUUCUCAGACCUGCGUCACUUUCGGCUGAUUCAUUUACUGACCAUGUGGACAACGCUGGCGGGAGUCUUCAUCAUGCUGCUGCCUGUGAGUUCCUUGUCCGGCUCCUACGCUGCACUGAUGGUGAUCAGCCUCCUCUACGGCUUCUGCUCCGGGGCGCUCACGUCUCUGGCGUUCGCGGUGGUGCCCAUGAUUGUGGGCGUGGAGCGCAUGAUGGGGGCCCUCGGGCUGCUGCAGCUCAUCGAGAGCGGCGGGGGGCUGCUGGGGACACCACUGUCAGGGUUGCUCAAGGACGUCACAGGCAACUACGUCGCCUCCUUCGUGGUCGCGGGCAGCUUCCUCGUUCUCGGUACCUUGACCAUGGCCACUCUGCCUCACUUCUUCUCCUGCAAAGAUCCGCCGCCUCCUCAGAGACGUUCCCUUCAAGACAGUACCAAGGGUUUACACUCAGAGCUGGAACAGAUGAACAGUUUGCCUUCCAAACAAACCACAGAGGAGGUAAUGAUCUGACACCUGCAGUAAACACUAACCCACAAGACUGUGUAAGUUAAGGAUUCGAGAGCCUUGUUGGGACUCCUCCAGUCCAGCCAGUGUGACAAUGGCGCCUUCCUGAAGGCGCUGUCAGUUAAUAUGCUGCUCCACUUGUCGUUGAAUGGCGUGUUGGAUACGUGUUUGCAUUAUACCUCAGAGAUUCAGACCCAAAGAAAGAAGCUAACUGUGAAAACUCCAACAGCGUAAAGGGGCCAGUGAGUUCCUCACUCUGUUACACAUCCUAACCUCAGUUUAACGUUUAGACCAGCACCUUCUGCCUGAAUGGAAACACUGUGCGUUUAAAUACUUUGUAACAUACACAUGUGGUUCCAAGUUGUUCUAUACUUGAGUGGAAAACUAAGAAGCAGAACAUUUAUUUUAAGUUGUUCGUGUGAAUGUAAGAUGUGAAUCUGAUUCUGUUAUUGUGAGAUUUUUACACGUACAUGAUUAAAGUAACUUUGUUGUUUUUCAA
This is a messenger RNA of Epinephelus lanceolatus (giant grouper), 2071 nucleotides long. It is a transcript of the gene slc16a13, whose product is annotated as solute carrier family 16 member 13. Gene Ontology annotation, biological process: transmembrane transport; monocarboxylic acid transport. Gene Ontology annotation, molecular function: monocarboxylic acid transmembrane transporter activity. NCBI's taxonomy places the organism in Eukaryota, Metazoa, Chordata, Actinopteri, Perciformes, Serranidae. The record is from RefSeq and is a predicted model, not a curated record.